CCCUUCACCGCGGCAAUUGAAGCAAAAACAAAGCAGAAAAUGACAACAUUCGGACAGACAGCUGAAGCAACCAGACACAACGGCACUGGUUACACUGCGUGAGCCGAAACUUAAUUUCAACGGGUUACGGGCUUGUUGACCGUUAAUAUGACACCACCAAUGCCGCCCUUUCUCACCCAAUUUUUUGGCUUCAAAUUAUUUAAUGCCCGAAAAUUUUUUCUUUCUUUUCUUAUUUUUUUAUUGAAAGUCACCAAUAGUUGGCCGGUACCUUGUGUACGACAACUCUAUUGAGUUAGUGCCGGUGUUUUCAACCAAAAAUCCAUCGACUUGUACACUGUAUGUUUAAUUCUUCUCUCAAAAUUUGAUCUUUCACUAUAUUGCCCUGAAAAUUUCUCACCUUUAGUUCAUCUUGUUAGGUUCAUCAAUGGCUGUUGCAAAUUAUGAUUCAAUUCUUUCACCCAAAAUUAGUCCCAGGGUCAGUUCCAAGACUCAGAUUUGUGGCACCCCAGUUGAUCUUCCAAGAGGGUUUUCUUGCAAGGGAAGAAAUCUCAAGCUCAAGUGUAAGAUGAUCAAGGCUGAAGUUCAAGCAGAAGCAGUGUUACAAGAGAAGAGUUUGCAGGGUCUGAGUUUGGGGUUCGAUGUGGUGUCACAGGGGGAACUGAGAGAGAAGGGGUUCAUGGGGAUGAGGAAGACGAAGAUAGUUUGUACUAUUGGGCCUGCAUGCUGUUCAGAGGAAGCUCUGGAGAAGUUGGCCUUGGGAGGGAUGAAUGUGGCUCGGCUUAACAUGUGUCACAACUCUAGGGAGUGGCAUCAAGAUGUGAUUAGGAAGAUCAAGAGGUUGAAUGAUGAAAAGGGGUUUUGUGUUGCUGUGAUGAUUGAUACUGAAGGUAGUCAGAUUCAUGUGGUUGACCAUGGUGCUCCUUCCUCUGUCAAAGCUGAGGUGGAUUCAAUAUGGUUGUUUACAGCUAAAAAAUUUGAGGGAUCUCUUCCUUUUACAGUGCAAGCAAAGUAUGAAGGCUUUUCUGAAGGUAUUGAAGUGGGCGAUGAGCUUGUUAUCGAUGGAGGAAUGGCAAGCUUUGAGGUGACUGAAAAACUUGGGAAUGAUCUGCGAUGUAAGUGCACAGAUCCCGGUCUUUUCCUACCUCGAGCAAAAUUGAGCUUUUGGAGAGAUGGGAAGCUGGUGGGGAGAAAUCAUGGACUCUCUACACUGUCAGAAAAGGAUUGGGCAGACAUUGAUUUUGCAAUUUCUGAAGGUGUUGAUUUUGUGGCCAUGUCAUUUGUAAGUGAUGCCGAUUCUGUCAGGCAUUUGAAGAAUUAUCUCUCUUCGAAAUCAACAAAGUCCAUAAAAGUACUGGCAAAGAUUGAAAACCUGGAGUCUCUGCUGAAAUUGGAAGAAAUUGUGGAUGCUUCUGAUGGAAUAAUGGUGGCUCGAGGUGACCUUGGAGUUGAAAUUCCGCUUGAGCAGAUUCCAGCAGUCCAGGAGAAAAUUACUCAUGUAUGUAGACAACUAAAUAAACCAGUGAUUGUAGCUUCUCAGCUUCUUGAGUCAAUGGUUGAAUUUCCAACUCCAACACGUGCUGAGGUUGCAGACAUUUCUGAAGCAGUUAGACAAUAUGCUGAUGCCCUGAUGUUGUCCGGAGAGUCAGCAAUUGGACCAUAUGGACAGAAGGCUAUUUCUGUCUUGCGGAUGACCAGCAGUCGAAUGGAACUGUGGAGUCGUCAGGAAAACCAACAAAGUGCUCUCAAGCAGUGUCAACUAGGGGUAUCACUGUCAGAUUGCAUUGCUGAGCAGAUAUGCAAUUGUGCUGUUGAAAUGGCUAACAACCUAGGUGUGGAUGCCAUCUUUGUAUACACAAAACAUGGGCAUAUGGCGUCUCUCCUGUCUCGUAACCGUCCAUACCCUCCCAUAUUUGCAUUCACGAAUGAUGAUAGCACCCGGAUGGCUUUGAAUUUGCAAUGGGGAGUUAUUCCCCUCCUUGUCGACUUAUUGGAUGACAUGGAAGCUAACGUAUCAAAAACCAUAGACCUCAUAAAGAUGAAGGGGAUGGUAAAACAAGGCGAUUCUGUUUUGGUGGUGUCAGAUUUAACUCCGACUCAUGUUACUUCGACAGCAUUCCAAUCGAUCCAAGUGAAGACCAUUGUUUAAGGCGAUAUGUUUGGCUGUUCCUGCUCAAUCCACUGUGCUCUAGAUGAAGAAUUUGUUCUUAAUAAAAUCAGAUUCUGUAUGCAUUAUGUUCAGUUGCUGUCAAUUUACAUCUUAUGAAGAUGGAAUUGUAGAAUGUUGAAUGUGAAAAUAGACUGCCGAAACAUCCAAAAUCAGUGUAGAAAUUGAAUCUUGGAAGUUUCAAUUUAGUGAUGAGCCCACAUGUCACUUUUGCUACCAAAA
Molecule: messenger RNA, 2386 nt
Organism: Mangifera indica (mango)
Lineage: Eukaryota; Viridiplantae; Streptophyta; Magnoliopsida; Sapindales; Anacardiaceae
Product: pyruvate kinase isozyme A, chloroplastic-like
Exons: 7
Coding region: 425-2146 (573 amino acids)
Biological process (GO): glycolytic process
Cellular component (GO): cytoplasm
Molecular function (GO): potassium ion binding; magnesium ion binding; pyruvate kinase activity
Source: RefSeq, a predicted model, not a curated record